GUUGAAAAACUCCACAUUUAAGUAGAAUAACGAUGCGGAGCGUCUACCUAUGGAAAUGUCCGCAGUCGUAUUACCGUUUACGGAAGAACUGAAAGGUCUACAUUAUAUGAACUUUAGCACAAACUCUGGGAUAUCCAAUUCCGCCACCAGUGCCACGGAAAUUGUUUGGGGCUUCGAGUACUGCUUAACUGCUGUAUGUAGUAUUUUAUCUCUUCUCUUGAACUCUGUCGUGGCCACGUUUCUGCUUGUGCGCCGGGAACUGCGAAAACCAUUCAACUGCUAUUUGAUCUCCAUACUAAUUGCUGAUGGAUUAAUCAGCCUUCUCGGCUGCAUCAACAUCGCCAAAGAUUUCAUCGACGAGAACCGGAUGGGUAAAGCGGUGUUCGUGUUUAUGCAGUAUAUUUAUUGGGUGGUUGCGGGCAUUCCGCUGAACCUUCACGUACUCGUCGCCGGUAAUCGCGUCUGGGCGGUGGCUUAUCCGUUCUCUUUCAAACUGCACCACAGUUAUUCUUUUGCUGUGUGUCUUAUAUGUGCCGCCAUAUUUUACGUCCAUUUAAUCUGUUUGCCGGUCGUUAUCAUGUUCGAUGUAUUUUUCGAUGACAUGUUUGCUACAGACGUUGCACAGGUACCAGAGAUUCUUGUUAUGUGGAAAAAAGGAGUAAUGUUAUUAAUUUAUGAUGCUCCAAUCGUGAUGAUGGCAGCGUCCUGGAUAUUUGUCGCUUUCCGAUUGAAAAGGCAGCGGAAUGCGAUCUCGGAGAAGCCACGAAAUAGCUACGCUGAAUCGCAGCAUGCCGCGAAUUCCUUUUGGGUAUUCUCCGCGUUGACCUUAAGCGUCAUUGUGUGCUGGACACCAUACGAAGUGUACUAUACGUUGUACGCUUUUGACCGCGACUACGGCAGCGAUGCGGUGGUUAAUUUAACGCUGGCGCUGUAUCUCGUUCAACCGGUGAUCGAUCCUAUUCUCCUUUUAAUCACCAUGGGAGAAUUAAGAAAAGCAGUCAGCGAUACGCUGCCGGUGCGUUUACUCAGGACAACCGUCAAACAACGAUGAAGUUAGGCUGAAUCAGCUGUCUGACCGUGUUGCGUUGUAAUCAAGAACAACCUGGGCGACGGUACUUGGCCGAAACACAAACAGAUGACAUGUUGGCAGAUUUAUGGGACGACCAAAAUCUGUAAAAUCAUCUUCUUUGUUUGGCUCCAUUUGCUGCUUCGAUAACGUUUUCAGCGCAUUCAUUGUCGGUGUUGUAAAACGUUUUUUAUGAUGCUUACUCUUCCCAUAGCCUUAACCGUUACUGGUUUUAACAUUAGACAUUCAAAUCAAAGCCGACUUUAUUAGUGGAUUUACCA
Paramacrobiotus metropolitanus is the source of this 1347-nucleotide messenger RNA. RefSeq names its product substance-K receptor-like. Gene Ontology annotation, cellular component: membrane. The record is from RefSeq and is a predicted model, not a curated record. Gene Ontology annotation, biological process: G protein-coupled receptor signaling pathway. Bases 50 to 1051 code for a protein of 333 amino acids. The transcript is spliced from 2 exons. Gene Ontology annotation, molecular function: G protein-coupled receptor activity. Lineage: Eukaryota; Metazoa; Tardigrada; Eutardigrada; Parachela; Macrobiotidae.